Chara braunii is the source of this 4114-nucleotide messenger RNA. NCBI's taxonomy places the organism in Eukaryota, Viridiplantae, Streptophyta, Charophyceae, Charales, Characeae. The record is from the annotation of a GenBank genome assembly.
GCGGUCAGCUAAACUUAGGGGUAGAAUGGUCAAGAAGGACGUAGGGCAGACCCUUUAAACUUGACGAACUACUUACCGAUCUAUCCCUUGUUUUUCCUGUCAGGUUGGUUAGCAAAAAGAGGUGAAGAUGCCGGACGCUGAUGAAAUCGAGCAUGGCCCGGCCGCUACGCCAGAGGAUUUCGUCAUGGCACUCGAGAAAAGGGAGUUGGCACGACUUCAAGUGCCGGAAGUUAACAUAUUCCAUUUUAAUGGGGACAAAGUAUCCGAGUGGUUGGAGCUGCUGGAGCAGGUUACGGCCGAGGUGCCUGAGGCAGAUAAAUUCAAGUUCCUACCCAGGUACGUCUGCCGGGAAACUCGGCCCGAGCGGGACGAGUUUUCCACGGUGGGAGCUUUCGCAACGACAUUUGAGAAGAUGGCCAAGAAAGUCCCCGAAUUGGUGGAAGAAGAACAAUGUGCCACUUUCCUGGGGCACUUCAAGAAUUGGGAGGCCUCGUCGCUAACCAAGAAGGCUGCGCUGGGAAAGAAGCUCACUUGGGUCGCCAUAAAGGAGGGUGUAAUAGAAGGAGAGCUGGACCAAGUAGACAUCUUCCAAAUGCGACAGGCUAGGAAGAAAAGAAAGGCCUUGGACGCCACGACGAGCGGCGGGCGAGACUUUAAGAAACUGAUAGAAGAUGCAGUGGCUCAGCUCGAUGCAGAGAAAGAGGCAAAAAGGAAAACUAUGGCGGCACCACAGACCCAAGAGAAGGCAAAGAAAGCAGUGGUGCAGGAGGAAGAAGAAGAGGAAGAGGAAGAGGAGCCUGAGCCACAGAAGUUGACCGAGGCUCAGAGAAAAGCAAGGAACUUGGCUCAAGGGGGGCAAGGCUCAGGAAAGGGGCAGGUCCCACAAGCUGUAGCCAUGCCACCUCCUGAGUCGCCCAGAGCAACGCCUCGAUCAGGCACGACUUUCAGACCACCUUCCAGGACGGGGAGGGUACCGUACGCCGUCAGAACGAGGGUUAAAGGGCCAGUGAUUCCCGAAGAACCAGCCAAGGAUGUUCCUGAACCCAGUAGAGAGAAAGAGGUAGUGGACGUUCCAGAAGGAGAGGAUGACGAAGAUGAUAGGUUGAGGAAGGAAGAGGAUGAGAGGGCCGAGCAAAGGGCCAAGAAGAGGGGUGUCAGGCCUGAUACAGACAAGGCACAAGAAGUAAAGAAGAAGAAGUACGUUGUCCGAGUGGAAGAAGGCUUCGAUGUGGAAAAGAUAAUGGACAUAAUCCUAGAGGGUCAUAAUCACCUUAUGAACCUGAAGGACGUACUAGCCUCAACGCCUAGACUUAGGGAUGAGUUAAGAGCAAGAGUAUCCAGGAAGAUGGUAGCCAGCAUACGAUUGGGGAUUAUAAUCCCUAAGGAGGCGGAGGGGGCUGAAACGGGUACUAAGAUGGAUUGGAAGUCUGUCGUCUGUGGCUGCCUUGAUGUUGUGGUAAAAGGGAAGACAUGCACCGCAAUGGUGUACAGUGGAGCGGAAAUGAACCUCAUAAAGGAGGAACAUGCCGUACGACUGGGAAUGGAGAUAGACCGCUCUGACAACGGGGUUUUGAUGGGGGCCAAUAGCCGAUCGAUAUUCAUUGGGACCGCGUCAUCAGUAAUAUUGGAAAUUGGAAAGGUGAAACCAUGCCAAGAGGGAGGGGAGGGGCAGGGCCAGUGGAAACCCCUUUGGGGGAAAACCCGACAGAGGACGCAGAUGAGGACCUGGAGAGAGGACAUGCCUCCAGUCUUCCAGGGAGGGAAUAUUGAGCUGUUCGUGAUGGAGUUCGAGCGGCAUGCGAGAGAGUUUGGAUGGGACAGCACCAGGAUGUUGAGAGAGGUGCGAGGCACAGGCGAGUGGGCGGACCCUAUUGCUAAACUGGUCAGAGAGUWGCUGAGYUGGCAAGACUUUGGACGGAGGRUGGAGGGUUUGCAUYCRUCACCACUGGGAAGGGAUGGACRACCCAUUCGAUUCGACUCCACUAAUCUGGGGGAGUUCUUAUGGGCUUAUGAUCGAUAUGCGGAUGAGCUCUGUAUCCCAGGAGAGCAGAGAGUGGGGAGGUUCCUGUUGUUUGUAAGACACGAUAUCAGACCCUUCGUACGAUCCAUGGUGGCAUCUGCCAUGAACUGGGGGCACUGCAAGAAGCUGCUAUGGAACUAUUAUACUCCAGCUCGUCAGGCAAGUGAGAGGAGAGGUGUGGAAAAAAGGAGAAGGGAACCUGAGACAGAGGCGAGGGGAACCUUUGAGCAGGGCUCAUCACCAGGGGCUCAGAGGGAGGAAAGGAGGAAGGAACACAAGUCUCACCGACAUGAGAGAGCAGAGGGGUCCGAUGGUUCAGAUGCACCUCCACAACCUGCUCAGAGGGAGAUGGAUGGCCCCAUGCCUGACGCAGAGUCAAACAUCCCUCACAAGCCGCAUACGCAAGAGCCGAGGGAGGAACCGUCUGCGCUUGAGGAGGUGGAGGACAGAAAAGGAAAGGGUACCUGCACUCAGGAGGAAGACCCUCCUCUGUUCUCAGAGGUCUGGAUGGGCUUCGAUAAGCUGAUGGACGCCACACGAAGAUCAGGUGGACAACAUCAGGAGAUGGGGGUUAAGUUGGUCUCUACAGACCUGCUCAACCUAAGGAGCGUGAUGAGAGAAGGCUUCGCUGCCGCAAGGACCUCAGAUCAGAAGAUUGGUGACAGGCUGACAAAGGCGGCACAAAAGGCUUAUGGCCAGAGGGUGGACUGGGAGAGAGAGGCUGAGGGCCUGAAGAGGGAGCUGGGAAGACAGGGCAAAGAGUUGGCAGCAGUAAAGGCGGACAUGGAGAGAAUCUCAACAGUGAAUAAGGCCGUCAGACAAGUCAACCAGACCCUUAACAAGGUCACUGACGCGCUGAGGGCCUAUUUGUGUACACAACUGACCUUCUUCCAGGUUAAGGAGACUGAGUGGGAGAAAAGGAUUCGAGACCUUGAAGCCAAGUAUGCCCAACAAGCUUCCACAAGGGUGGUGGAUUGGACAGAGGUCCAGAAGUUCGAAAUCAGGGAACAACCUGCAGAGGAGGUCUUCAAGAAGGAAAAGGAAGUGGAGAAGGCAGACCAGCAGGAGGGUGUGGAGAUCCCUCUGAUCGACAAAGAGAUGUUGGAGCAGCCAGGAGUGCUUGUGGAAAAGGGUGCAGAGGUCGGAGAGUUUGAGUGGAGGUUACCUGCUCACCUGACACUGGGACACGAGCCGGCAGUACCACAGGAGGGACCACCAGUUGAGGCAAUGAGAGCUGAGGAGGUUCCACCUACUAUUCGAAAAGAGACUGUGGGGCAACAGGAGGGUCAGGAAAGUGUGGGCCAGACCAUGGUUGGGACUGAGCGGAGAGUGGACCUGAGGGACUGUCAGGAGUCAACCAUGCUUCAGGAGGUGCCAAUUGUUACUGAUUUGCGGGAUGUACUGGGAUCUUGGGCCACUGGGUCUGGGCCAGAGGGGCGUGUUGGGGAGUUGGGGAUGCCAGCAGAUGACAAAGCAGCCUGCCCCGCUUCCUCAGGGGUCCCACAACAGGAGGUUACGAGCAAGAUCUCAACAACCCCGUCAUCUGUACCCUCGCUGGAAGGAGACAAGAUGUCCCAGAAGAAGCUUGGCAAGUGUUUUUAUUGCAAGAGGGGCAAACAUCGAUUAGACGACUGCCCCAAGAGCCUCAAGGACGAGGCAAAUGGAGUGUGCACCAGAGAGUCAUCGGGGGUAUGGAGAGAUAGAAAUGGAUUCCUAGUUCCUAAGACUCGUGAUGGGGUGAGGGCGCAGUUGUAUAGGCAGCUGCAGGAGGUCAUGAGUGAUCAGGAGUAGGAUUUUCCAAUAAGGUCCGGAAAGGCCUAAGUCUAGUAUAUGCGAGACGUCUCUGACUCACCGACUGACGGUUACUUGUAUAUAGAGGGAUACAUGGAGGAUUGGAUCAGACCCAUGUACAUCAGUAGGCUGAGCCAGUAGUGAGGUGUUACAUCGCAUUAUAGACUUGAGAACCUUUUUCUGUACAUAAGAUAACGUUGAGUCUGACUAUAUUUCUUUCCUUCUGCUAAUGUGAUGUAGAGUGUUGAUACCCUUGUAAAAUAACGCUCAUGAGUGUGGAGCGGUCGUCGAGUUCCGACACUU